Ruditapes philippinarum (Manila clam) is the source of this 1707-nucleotide messenger RNA. RefSeq lists its product as uncharacterized. The record is from RefSeq and is a predicted model, not a curated record. The transcript is spliced from 3 exons. NCBI's taxonomy places the organism in Eukaryota, Metazoa, Mollusca, Bivalvia, Venerida, Veneridae. The coding region runs from base 762 to 1520 and encodes 252 amino acids.
UAGUUUUCAUGUGACGUCAUGACUUCCCAUCAUCCGUUGCGCAGUCUACCGUGGCCGCCAUUUUGAUUGGCAAACAAUACAGUUCCGUGGUUCAGUGAACGUACAUGUAAACAAUCUUAAUUUAGAACAGAAAUGGUAAUUUCUUGUUGGGUUAAUGGUUGCAGUAAUCGUGCAGACCAAAAGUCGUAGCUUGGGAUUUUAUUCAAUUCCAUCUGUCAGAGAAAAUGAAGGCGAAUUUACGAAGAGUUUGACAGAAGAGCGACGAAUACUGUGGAUUUCUAACAUAAAUCGAAAAGAUGCGCCGACGAAGUAUUCUAAAAUUUGCUCCGAUCAUUUCUUGAAAGGAAAACCGGCAUCUAUGUACCAUCGCUCAGAUCCAGACUGGGCUCCUACUCUAAAUUUAGAUGGUGCUAUGACUCCAACAAAAUCAGUGUUGAAGAAAAAAAAGAUUGAAACAGAUAGUAAAAGGUACAACAGAGCAGUUGACCGCCAGAAAAACAGAGAUAAACAUCACGUUGCCAGGGUUUUGUUGGAACUUCAGAGUGCAGAGUUUGUUUGCAACUCCAUAUAUUCCAGAACAGGAUACCCAGGGUUGACUCCAUUCAAUGAAGUAGAAAUCAGAGACAUGUACAUUUACUUGGAAAGGGAAAACGGAAGGCCCUGGGAAGUCUUUACAACCAUGUACGGAAAAUGAUAAAGAAAAAUUAAAUGAAUUAGAUAGUAGAAUUAAUUCUGAAAUUCAGAGACUGUUGUCAGAGAAUAUGGCUUUAAAAUCAGAACUGAACUCAUUCUACAUGAACCAAGAAAGUUUCAAAGAAGAUAAUGAGAAAGUAAAAUAUUAUACAGGCCUUCCAAAUUAUUUGACUUUGAUGGUGGUUAUGGAUUUAGUGUCACCAUUUCUUAAAAUGAAAAAGAAUAUGCGUCUUGGUGCAUUUGAGAGAGUGUUGCUCACUCUUAUGAGACUGAAACAUAAUUUCCCAUUGAAAGAUUUGGCUUAUAGAUUUAAGACUUCAUCCUCCACAGUAUCAAGAAUAUUUACUUUGGUUAUACAUAUUAUGUUUGUUAGAAUGAAACAUUUCAUAUAUUGGCCAGAAAGAGAAGAACUGCAGACCACAAUGCCUCUUGAGUUCCGCAAACAUUUUGCUAGGAAAACAUCUGUCAUAAUUGACUGCUUUGAAAUAUUUAUAGCAAGACCAAAAGCUCUGCUGGCCCGGGCACAAACUUGGAGCAAUUAUAGGCACCAUAAUACUGUUAAGUUCCUGAUAGGCAUUACGCCCCAAGGCUCAAUUUCCUAUAUUUCAAAUGGAUGGGGAGGAAGAGCAUCUGACAAAUACAUUACAGAAGCCUGUGGAAUAUUAGACAAUUUAUUACCAGGGGACCUGGUCUUAGCUGACCGUGGCUUCGAUAUCGCGGAUAGUGUUGGUGUUUAUUGUGCGGAAGUAAAUAUACUAGCUUUACAAGGGGAAAAUAUCAACUUUCUGCUACUGAUGUUGAAACAACCAGGAAAAUCGCUCAUGUGAGAAUUCAUGUGGAGCGAGUUAUUGGAUUAGUUCGAAAUAAAUAUACAAUCCUGCAGGACAAGAUUCCUAUAGACUUUUUAAUUCAUGAGAAAGAUGAAGUACCAACAAUAGACAAGAUAGUUAAUGUAUGCUGUGCACUCACAAACAUGAAUGAGUCUGUGGUAGGGUUUGACUAGCUAUGUAUGAA